CUCCCAUCGUGUGGCUGACAUCUCGACUGUAAAAAAUUGUCCCUGUCAAACUCAGUCAUGGCGGCCUGGUUUUUCGCGUUCGUCCUCCUGCUUUGUGGCGACAUUUCUUUCGUUGUUUGUGGAAAAUGCCCUUGCGAAGAUCCGUCAUUAUGUGACACAAUCUCAAGACCGCCAGGAAAUGAAUUCCUGAUGUUUUCCACGAAGUCGAACGAUUGGAGAAAAUACGAUUGGGGGAAAGUGACGACGAUCGCGCUCUUUCGACCCUGGGAUGAUGAGCUGAUGUGCGAAGCUCACAAAAGAGGAGUGCGAGUUGUUUUGGCAGCAAACUUUCCCACAGAAAAGCUUAGCAGUAAGGAAACAAGGACAAAGUGGGUGAAGAACCUAACUUCUGAAGCCUUGGCACGGCAUGCUGAUGGAGUCAAUAUUGAUAUUGAAUCACCAAUACCUAAGAGGUCCAGAGAAGUCACACUGCUCACAAAGCUGGUUAAUGAAACAGCAACAGCCUUCCGUGCUUCCUUUAAAAAUGCACAGAUAUCUUUUGAUGUAGCCUGGUCUCCAAACUGUGUUGAUGGACGCUGUUAUGAUGCAGAAGCUCUUUCACAAGUGGUGGAUUUUCUAGUUGUAAUGGCAUACGAUGAGCAGAGUCAGAUCAAAACUGGAGAUUGUGUAGCAAAGGCAAACUCGCCCUUGAAACAAACAAAAGCUGCAAUGGAAGAUUACCUAAGUCUUGGGAUCAGACGAGAGAAAUUGGUGCUUGGCUUACCAUGGUAUGGGUAUGAUUACCCAUGUUUGGAACUUGUUGACAACAGGAUCUGUAAGAUCAAGCAUGUUCCAUUCCGAGGUGUAAACUGCAGUGAUGCUGCUGGAAGACAGAUUGAGUAUGCUGAAAUUAUGGACCUGUCUAUCAGCAGAGCAUCUUCAGGUCCCCAGAAGGAUGAAGAUUCUGAGUCUUACUUUUUCAACUAUGAGGACAGUGUGGGUGGAAAACAUCAGGUUUGGUUUGAUAAUCCUGAUAGUUUGAAAAUGAAGUAUGAUUUUGCUGCAAAGGAAAAUUUGACUGGCAUUGCCAUUUGGAAUGCAGACUUGUUGGACUACAGUGACAUUCCAAGAGCUAUGUUGGAAACUAAGAAAAUGUGGGAUGCUUUGCAUCAUUAGAGUGCUUUUGAAGCAUUUCCAAGGUUAACAUGUUGACGUAUCUACUUUUUAAAAUAUGUUGCCUAGAUUCAAGACAGUUCUACUAGAACCAAAGUAUUGUGUUGAUUUAAUUUUGAAUCCACCUGAUUUUACAUUUUUAACAUUGAGCAUGAUCAACUGUUGUCUGAUCUUACUAGCAACAAAUUACCACUUAAGAAUUUUUUGACAUUUUGUUUUUUAAUCUUCCCUGGUUCAUUUUUUUCAUCACACUCAAUCAUUAUGGGCUUGAGUUUCAAUUUAUUCAGUAAGUUAGACUUCCUUUCUUAAUCAUUUGCUCAAUAAACAAAGCCCAAGAUAAUCUAUGAUCUACUACAACCCAGAAAGGUAGUGCUGGAUUUUUUUUCUUACAAAUAUGAAUUUGAUUUAGAUUGCAUCAACAAAGUUUAUAUAGCUUUGAAAAGAAUUAAAUAGCUAUAUUUGAUAUAUUAUUACAACUUGUAAUACAAGAGAAAUGACGUGUUUUUGUUUAUCUGCAUGAAAAUGAAAUAUCAAAGUGUAUUUUUGAGUGUCAAAUAGUUGAUAUAUAUUAUUGUGAUGAUAAUCAGGAAAUGAAAAUCAACCAAGGAAACUAAAUAAUAUAUUGCAUGGCUGUGAAAUAGAAAGUGUGAAUUGAGACAGUAACAUUAAAAGUUGAUUUCCCAGAA
Molecule: messenger RNA, 1838 nt
Organism: Stylophora pistillata
Lineage: Eukaryota; Metazoa; Cnidaria; Anthozoa; Scleractinia; Pocilloporidae
Product: di-N-acetylchitobiase
Biological process (GO): oligosaccharide catabolic process
Molecular function (GO): chitin binding
Source: RefSeq, a predicted model, not a curated record